Messenger RNA from Cylicostephanus goldi, 272 nucleotides. Lineage: Eukaryota; Metazoa; Nematoda; Chromadorea; Rhabditida; Strongylidae. The record is from the annotation of a GenBank genome assembly.
AUGCGCAGCUCCUUACUGGGUGUGAGCAUGGUUUCUCACAAAAGUAAUAAACUUCGUCUUGAAGUAUUGCGUGGAACCCAUACGACAUAUUCCUUUGACCCCAAAUCUCCAGUUGAUGAGUAUCCCGCAGCAAUAGGUCAACAAGUUGUCCUAGUCGGUGCUGUGCAAGCUCGAAAUAAUGCUCGCGUGGUGUUCACGGGGUCGUUGGAGAUGUUUUCUGAUGAAUACUUGAGCGCAGACGUGCAUCACUUCGCUAAAGGAGCAUCGUGAGU